UUAAGUUCUAAGCACUAAAUUCAUUCCAUUCCAGCGAUGAAUCUUUUAAAAUACCUUUACUGCUUUAGCAUGAACAACAGUUGAAAACGAGCAUUUAAAGCGAUAAGACUUGAUAAAAAAAGGAAAUCAAACGUUAAGUAAAAACAGUAGAAGCCGUCUUCUGUUGUGUGUAGACAAAAAAGUGUUAUGUAGUUGUACAAAAAAUCAUACCUGAAUACAAAUAGACAAACAUAAAUAAUACAUACAGUAUAUAAUACAAUAGUGAGUGUGUGUUUGUGUGUUAAAAAGAAUAUAUAUAAAAAUUAUCUGUUAUAAAAAAAAGAAAAAAAAACUCCGCAAUCUACGACAUGCGUUCUAUAUACUAAAGAGUAAAAAUCAACCGUAAAAAAAAUAUUCAACAAAUUUAACAACAUGAAGUGAAACUGUAGACUUUGUUAAAAUAAUAAAUUAAAGUGUAAUUUGUUAAAGCCAAACAUGUCCAGCCCGAGACACCCACCAUCGAGUCCUCGUUAUAUACCUAAAAUGGAGCAACAUCAUUAUAGCUGGGACGAGGGUACCAACGGCGGCAAACCGUUGCCUAGUCAAAAUCAAACAUCAGUUAAGGUUCCUAUCCGUGCAUCAUCAUCGCCACUACCGUACAAAUGUCCCAAACCACCCAGAAACUUUCAAGUACAAAUCGCUGGUAAUCCAUAUGAGUCAGGUGUAAAGACAUCAUCGCUGCCACAACGCAGCCCAUCAGUGCGUAGUAAUUACAGUUGUCAAAGUAGUUAUUCGGAUGCUGCUUCGUCAUCUUCGCUGGGAAGUAGUCGUUCAAGUAGUCGCGAUAAUCCACCACGUAGUCCGAAGAUAACGACCACUUUUGCCAAUGACUGUAGUGAUGAUGGUGGCCAGUCGUCGGUUUCCUAUUAUCAUACGCCUACUUCUGGAGCCCGCAGUCCUAAGGGAGUUUUUUCGAAGGAAAACUCUAUGGAUUCACCAUCUUGUCUGCUGUAUAGUGGCAGUCAAACUCCAGUGUCACCACGCCGUAGUCCGCAUGCAGCUCGUAGUUUUGUUUUUGAAGCCAUUAGUCCUGUAAUGGAUUCUCCUAGUAGAAAAUUUGAAUAUUAUGAACCAGUUUCACCGGACGACGAGGGUGAUGAUGCAGAGAAUGGCUACGAAACACAAUCGCAAGCACCACCCUUAUCGCCUAAAUUGUAUGAACAUAGAAGACAGAGUUCCAAGAAAAUGAUGCGCUCAACGCCUGUGGAUCAAUUAAGCAGAUUUAGUAGUACAAAUCAAUCUUGCAAACGCAGUGAUGAAUGGGAAAUGACAGUGUCUUCAAAUGCGGGUACUGAUUAUCAAGGCUUAGGUGUUAACAAUUAUUACAUGAAACGAGAUUCGUGUGUUACUGAGUGUACGCAACUGUCCGUAGAGUCAGAAACGAGUACUUUAGCAACUACAACCACGUCUUUUAGUUACUCUGAUACAUCCACAAGGCAAACGUCAUCGGAUCAGGCUCAAGACUUAAGUCCCCUAGUGGAGCCCAGUGCAGCCGCUCGUAAACGUAGACAUGCCAUAAAUAUCACUUCAAAUCCCGGUUAUCAGGUUCUCCAUAGCUCACACUCUACUUUGGAUCGUACUUGUUCGGAUAGUGUGGUAUCUUUGCGUUACAGAAAAUCCACCAGCGAUUUAACUCAAGACUCUGAAAACGAUAGAAACAAACACAAACAUGUUGGCGAAGCUACAACGCCCACAGCCGGUGGCUAUAAACCACGUCGACGUGGUAGCUCAAAGGGAGGUUUAGCCUAUUUAGCCAGUCGUCGUAGUUCUCGUGAAUCUAUGAAAAGCGCUUGCUCAAAUGCUUCGUUGGUGUCGAAUGACGACAUUGGCCCUUUGGCAUUUCAGGCAUCGAAUCGUGGCCGUCAACGUAGAACUUCAAAUUUUCUCGAACUACCAGUACCCGAUCACUUUCGACCACGUGUUUGUUCCUUACCAGACCGUCCUUAUAAUCCUCGGGUCAGUGAUGAUUUAUAUCGUUUGCGUCAUUUUUCGAUUAGCAAAGGAAAUGUGGUCAAUUGUGGUGAUUCAAUUAUAUCCAGACGUUCACGCAGUAAUACAAGUGUCAACUCUACGAAUAGCCGUGCUAGUGAAAGAUCUCCCUUUGAGGGUUCUUGCUGUGGUGGUGGUUAUGCUAAUGUUGACUCGGUACCCGUAUCACCAGAAGAAGACGAUGACUCCGAAAAUUACGAACCUCCGCCACCACCACGAUAUCGUGUUGUUAUGUUGGGCGAUGCUGGUGUUGGAAAAACGGCUCUAGUUAAUCAAUUUAUGACAUCGGAAUAUAUGCACACAUACGAUGCCAGUCUAGAUGAUGAAUUUGGGGAGAAGACGGUUAGCAUACUGUUGGACGACGAAGAAUCCGAAUUGGUGUUCAUUGAUCAUCCGAGUGUGGAAAUGAGUGUCGAGAAUUCAUUGUCAACAUAUGAACCCCAUGGAUGUGUUAUAGUUUUCUCCAUUGUAGAUAAGGCUUCAUUUCGCGUAGCAGAGGAAAUAAUAAAUUAUUUGUGGCAGGAAAAUUAUACUAAAGAUAAAGCUGUUAUUCUAGUCGGCAACAAAGCUGAUUUAGCUCGCUCCAGAGUUAUAACGUCCCAAGAGGGAAAAUCAUUGGCGGCCUCACGCGAUGCUAAAUUCAUAGAAACGUCCAGUGGCAUUCAACAUAAUGUAGAUGAAUUACUUGUUGGCACUUUGAAACAGAUGCGUCUCAAAGAAUCACGUGAAAAGAAGGCCUCUUCAAAAAUGAAAACUUCCCGUACCCAUAUAUCUUUGCAAAUGGCAAAAGAAAUUCUUCACAAAAUUUGCCUUAGUGACAUUUCUAAAUCCAAGAGCUGUGAAAAUCUUCAUGUUUUAUAAAAUAUUUAUAAAUGUCAAUUUUCUAUUAGAACUUAUCAAUUGUAUAUGAAAUUGAUACAAAAACUGCUGUUGCUUCUAACAAAAGGAUUAAAAUUCAUAGAAACAAACAAGAAAAAUAUUUUCAUUUAUAUAGAGUAAAACUAAUUAAUUCUUAAAAAGUCUCUUCCAAAUAAAUACAAAAUAAAUCAUAUCGA
Molecule: messenger RNA, 3083 nt
Organism: Lucilia cuprina (Australian sheep blowfly)
Lineage: Eukaryota; Metazoa; Arthropoda; Insecta; Diptera; Calliphoridae
Gene: Rgk2
Exons: 11
Coding region: 475-2889 (804 amino acids)
Cellular component (GO): plasma membrane
Molecular function (GO): calcium channel regulator activity; GTP binding; GTPase activity
Source: RefSeq, a predicted model, not a curated record